UUAACAGUCAUAGUUAACAGUCACACCGUGGGACUUUCAUCCUCAUGGCAACACAAAAUAUACUGCUCGGAAAUCACAGGGAAGUUCCUGGAGGAGCGGUACGAGAUCGACUCCUCCCAGAUCUGUCCGUUAGAGACGAGAUGCAGUCACAUCAUGUACGUCGACUCAGAUCAAAUUGAGCAGAUGACGGUGACUGUGAUAGAUGCACACCACUGUCCUGGCAGUGUCAUGUUACUCUUUGAGGAAUAUUUCGGUAAAGUUUUAAAAUACACAGGGGAUUUUCGUUUUGACUCAAACAUGAAAAAUGAUCCACUGAUGGAAAACUUGUCUGGUACAGAUGUUGUGUAUCUAGAUAAUACUUAUAUCUCCCCAAGAUGUAUGUUUCCAUCUAGAGAAGAAAGCCAGAAGCUAAUUUUAGGAAUUAUUCAUAGCCAUGAAGAAUUCAGUGUAAAGAUUGGACUGAGAAACUUAGGAAAGGAAGACCUUUUAGUAGCCAUUGCUCAGGAUCUUCAGGAGUGGAUCAAAGUCAGUCCUGCCUUCUUUCAGGUUCCAGAAAUCCUAGAUCUUCCAGAUGUUUUUAUUACAGGAGAAACAGAUGCAAGAAUUGAAGUUGUUCCCUUUUACUCCAUUUCCAACAAAAAUAUUGAGAGGUGGAACAAAGAACAGCCUGCAAUAGCUAUUCUUCCUACCUCCCUCUAUACAGGGUUAGAGAUGAAUCCUUUCUGUAACCAGGAUAAUGUGUUCAUUGUGCCAUAUUCUGAUCACUGCUCAUUUGAUGAGCUCACUGACUUCAUAAAGCUCGUCAAACCAAGGUCUGUUUAUCCAAUUGUAAAUGACAUGAAUCGGGGUUCUUUUGGAAUUAGUAUUUCAGAUCGGGCAGAUGUUUUGGUUUUCAAGCCGUACCUCAGCAGUCCAAGGAAGAAAAAUUUUGAAAUUCCUGACAGUGUCAAGAGGUGGAUGUUUGGGAAUCGAACCCUACCUCCCUCCAGACUGCUAAACAAGAAACUGCUUGCCUUAAGAAGGAAGAGAUCUCUACAGAGCAUAAAGAGAGAAGUCCAUUUCGAUGAUUCAAUGGAGUAUUUUUCUGAAGAGAAGACAAAGAAGAAGAAAAUUCUCAACAACAAAGGAGGUGAUGAUAAAAAAUCUGGACAAGAGGAUAAAUGUGUGCCUACAGGAUGUGGGACAAACUUCUGA
Molecule: messenger RNA, 1194 nt
Organism: Saccostrea cuccullata (small rock oyster)
Lineage: Eukaryota; Metazoa; Mollusca; Bivalvia; Ostreida; Ostreidae
Product: 5' exonuclease Apollo-like
Biological process (GO): double-strand break repair via nonhomologous end joining; telomere maintenance; interstrand cross-link repair
Molecular function (GO): damaged DNA binding; 5'-3' DNA exonuclease activity
Source: RefSeq, a predicted model, not a curated record